Messenger RNA from Tetrahymena thermophila SB210, 1272 nucleotides. RefSeq names its product serine carboxypeptidase family protein. Gene Ontology annotation, molecular function: serine-type carboxypeptidase activity. The transcript is spliced from 3 exons. The record is from RefSeq and is a predicted model, not a curated record. NCBI's taxonomy places the organism in Eukaryota, Ciliophora, Oligohymenophorea, Hymenostomatida, Tetrahymenidae. Gene Ontology annotation, biological process: proteolysis.
AUGAAAUAAAUACUUUUAAUACUUUCUCUCCUUUCCUUAGGGUUUUGCUUGCAAAAUCCUUUGUUCUUGAAUGAAACCUACUCAACAGGGUUGGUUCAAAUAAGUAACACUAGCGAUAUAUUUUAUUUUCAUUUUGAAUCUAGAGCAAAUCCAUCAUAAGAUCCCUUGGUUUUCUGGUUAAGUGGUGGUCCAGGAUGCUCUUCAGAACUUGGGCUUUUCCUAGAAAAUGGGCCUUUUACUGUAAAUGAUAACCAGACUCUUUCAAACAAUCCUUACUCUUGGAACAAUUAAGCUAAUCUCGUCUUUAUAGAUUAACCUGUGGGAACUGGUUUCUCAAAUGCAGAAACUGAAGAUUUAGUGACAAGUGAGACAGCUUUAGGAUAAAACUUUUAUACAUUCAUUAAAGGAUUUUUGGAUUAAAAUCCAUAGUAUAUUGGAAGACCUUUAUUUAUUACAGGCGAGUCUUAUGCAGGCAAAUAUAUCCCAGCCAUUACAGUUGAGCUACUAAAGAGAAAAGAUCGUUAAAUUAACUUGUAAGGUGUAGCUAUAGGAAAUGGAUAGGUUGAUCCUAAAACAAUGUAUCCUGCAUAUGGAGAAUAUGCAUUAAAAAAUAAUUUAAUUUCAUCCUUCAAAUAUCGCACUAUGGUAAAUCCAACUUUGAAAGAAUGCUCAGAAUUAAUAUAAAAAAAUGCUCCUUUACAAUAAAUUUCUUAAACUUGCAACCUUGGGUUUGGCUAUAUUACCGGAUUUGGAGAAACCCCAAAAUUCAAUGUCUACGAUAUCAGAAAAUAAUGCUUAGGUUCUUUAUGCUACAACAUGACUAAUCUUGACAAUUUCCUUGCAAGAGAAGAUGUAAAGAGUGCUUUGGGUGUCUCAGGUAGAAACUGGGAAGAAUGCUCAACUAGAGUUCAUAAAGCUCUUUAGAAUGAUAUAUUCGUAGGCUAUUCAAGCUAUGUUGCUUAAAUUCUUGAAAGCGGAAUUAAAGUUUUAAUUUAUAGCGGAGACUAAGAUUUCAUUUGCAAUUAUAUUGGAGGUUUGACUUGGGUAAGUGAAAUGUAAUGGACUAAGUAAACCGAAUUCCAAAGUGCUUAGUUUGAGGAUUACAUAGUCAAUGGAAAGAGUGCAGGCUAAAUUAAAAGUGCUGGAAUUCUAUAAUUCUUGAGAGUUUAUCAAGCAGGCCAUCAAGUUCCUAUGGAUUAACCAGAAGUUGCUCUUGCAAUAUUAAACCAAUUUAUUGCUAAUACAACGAGCAAAGAUUAAACUAUCAUGUGA